GAGAUUGAAAGAGAGAGAGAGUGUGUGUGCGCAUUUCCUCCUUACUCGCACGUCGGAAACGCCUUGACGCGACACCACUAGAACGGAUCAGAUCAAGUCGGCUCGACGUUACUGAGGCCUUCUACCGAACGGAAACGGAAACGACGUAGGCAAACGGAGCCGUGCCGUGUGUCCGAGAUGGACAUGUCAGCGGUUUCGACCGCAGAUUCGUCUUCGCUGGCCCUGGCCGUGGAUUUCUCGCAGCUCAAUAGCCAGCUGGAGGAGGAGAAGGGACUGGCAGAGCGUCUCCGCGAGCAAUCCAAGCUCCUCGACCGUUCUUAUCGCCGCUUGAGCUCGCAUCUCAACCGCAUGCAUUCAUUGCCCGCAUCUUCGCUACUGCAUGAGCUGCUCCAACCGACACAGCCCAUGUUCGCUGAGGUGCGCGAACAGGUCGCAGGCUUGGCGCAGAUGAUCCCGCCGCACCGAUACUAUCAGUGGAACCAGACUUUUGACUGGCAGAUCAAGAAUCUCUGCUCUUGCGCCGCACUCGCAUUCUUCCUUGCGACGGGAAAAUUGCUCGACAAGCAAGGGGCGCAAGACGUGCUCGGAAUCUCAUCUUCAUACUCAGACCGACUACUGCUCAGCACGGAAGACUACCUUCUGUCGCUUACGCUAGUAACCAACGAACUGUCUCGACUGGCCGUAACAAGCGUUACACUCGGCGACUUUUUGACGCCCAUGGCACUCAGCCGCUUCGUCAAAGACUUACAUGCAGGUUUUCAGCUGUUGAAUCUGAAAAACAACGAAUUACGGCGGAGAUUCGAUAGCAUCAAAUACGACGUUAAGAAGAUAGAGGAGGUUGUCUACGACAUUACACUGCGUGGCUUGAUUCCAGCGCAGCCAGUCCAAGGCGCGCAGCGCACUCCAGGUUUGCGGGACGAUUACACUGACGAAGAAAUUCGGCAAGUCAUGCAUCUCCUCACCACCCAAAAGUAACAAGCCAUGCGCGCUGUGCAUCGACACCAGCAAGUCAUAAGAAAGGCGACGGCGCGACCAACUGAUCAACUGUAGCAUACACGAGUCCA
Molecule: messenger RNA, 1064 nt
Organism: Tilletiaria anomala UBC 951
Lineage: Eukaryota; Fungi; Basidiomycota; Exobasidiomycetes; Georgefischeriales; Tilletiariaceae
Product: Translin
Exons: 4
Coding region: 178-975 (265 amino acids)
Biological process (GO): RNA metabolic process
Cellular component (GO): cytoplasm; nucleus
Molecular function (GO): sequence-specific DNA binding; single-stranded DNA binding; RNA binding
Source: RefSeq, a predicted model, not a curated record